This is a messenger RNA of Beta vulgaris subsp. vulgaris (sugar beet), 1019 nucleotides long. RefSeq names its product protein PLANT CADMIUM RESISTANCE 7-like. The record is from RefSeq and is a predicted model, not a curated record. The transcript has 4 exons. NCBI's taxonomy places the organism in Eukaryota, Viridiplantae, Streptophyta, Magnoliopsida, Caryophyllales, Amaranthaceae. The coding region runs from base 171 to 713 and encodes 180 amino acids.
CAUAAUUUCAUUUUCUUGGAAAUUCAUGUGAUCCACUUACAUACUUUUUUCUUUCUUUUGUGAAGGGUACUUACGUACUAUAAAUAACCCCAUAUAAAUAACCUUAGGGUAGCUUAGGCUUACAACUAGGCUCAUCCUGUCUAAACUCAGCCUUACUACUCAACAUAAUAAUGUCUUCGUACAACUUUGAAGCCCCAUCUAAGCUAUCCCAGCUUCCUCCUGAAGGACAAUGGACUACUGGCUUUAAUGACUGCUUCGAGGAUCGCGAUCAUUGCCUCAAAACCUGUUUUUGCCCUUGCAUCACCAUGGGAGAGAUUGCUGAAAUCAUUGAUGGAGGCACUACAUCGAAGCAGAAAGCAUGCUUCCGUUAUGCUAUACUUCCUUCAGGAUGCCGAGCAAUGUACGCGGCUGGGUAUAGAAGAAGACUGAGAGAGAUGUUUAAACUGCCAGAAGAGCCACAUAAUGAUUGUCUUGUUCAUGAUUGUUGCUGCAUUUGUGGCCUCACCCAAGAGUAUCGUGAGCUUAAGAAUCGUGGAGCAGAUCCUUCUUUAGAAAAGAACAGGAACUGCGUAUAUGUUCACAUUGAUCAUGCAAGUGAUGUUACUAAAAUGCAAAAUAGGUUGGGAAGGCAAUAUGGAGAAAUGGAAUGGAGAAGGACUGAAAGAGCCACCAAUUCCCACCCGCAUGGCUCGUUGCUAGCUCUGAUUCCGUAAAUAUCUACCUCCUCAGUCCUCACGUUUAUGAUAUAAUGAAUUUAUGUCCAUGUGAUCUGCCACGGUCAUGUUAUGUACUUAUAAUAUAUCAAGCUUUAAACUUCGACGUAUUGCGGGGUUUGUUUGGCGAUGCAAUCGUUGGUUGUAUACCUCUGCAGCUUUCUUUUGCUCUUAAAAAGUGUCCUAUGCAUUGUAUAUACAUAACUAUGUUAAGCACUUCAUAAUUAAAGGUUGAUUACUAUGUAUGUACUGUACAAGACAAUGUUAUCAUAUGUGUGCCAAUAAUUUAAGGUUGAUUGCUGCAUA